Messenger RNA from Plenodomus lingam JN3, 3420 nucleotides. RefSeq lists its product as uncharacterized. Gene Ontology annotation, molecular function: structural constituent of ribosome. Lineage: Eukaryota; Fungi; Ascomycota; Dothideomycetes; Pleosporales; Leptosphaeriaceae. Gene Ontology annotation, biological process: translation. The record is from RefSeq and is a predicted model, not a curated record. Gene Ontology annotation, cellular component: ribosome; cytosolic large ribosomal subunit.
AUGCCCUAUGACGCGCUAUUCAGCAAGCUGGGGAGUCUCUCCAUCCAUGCUUCUAUCCAAUCGUCUCCUGCACUUUCUAGCAAGUGGCAGAGAUUCUUGGAUGACCUUGCUCCGCCUCACUUGCACCUUGGAAGACGCCUCCGCGACGUCUUGGACAACCUCCUUCAGCCCCUCAACCAUGCCCUGAAUUACCGUAGCAAAGAGUCCACCAUUGUUGUGCUCACGAUGAGUAGCGAGUCUGUGCAGACUCCGGCGCAGCGUCGCUUUCUGCGGCCGAACCUACGGUCGGCCUCUAUGAUACAGCCAACAACCGGUGAACGCGUCAGAAAGUCCUUUACCCUACGCCGACCCGCCCACCGUUCGACCCCAUCCAGCGAAUUCCUGCUUGCGCCUGGCCACUUCGACCCCGAGCGUCAUCGAGAGAUGAGUAGGAUGGAACAGUGGAAAGAGUACUGCAAAUACAAGUACUGCCAAGCGUACAGUUAUGCGGCAUCUCCCGUCGGUGUUGGCAUAUUGAAGUGCUCUCUGGCAUACAUACUGGGUUCACUGGCGACCUUUGUACCAUUCAUCGCUGCGCUAUUGGGCAGAAAUGACGGAAAGCACAUUGUGGCUACCAUCACUGUAUAUUUCCACCCCGCGCGGUCAGCUGGUAGCAUGAUCGAGGCAGUAUUGCUGGCGUUCUGCGCAUUUCUCUACGCGGCCGCCAUCUCGUUUUCCAGCAUGGCUGUCAGUGUAUACUCGGGACAACAUGGCUACCUUGCUCUUGGGCAUGCGAUUGUGCUCAUUUUCUUCUUAGGGGGUGGCCUGGGACUCGUUGGAUGGACGAAACAUAAGCUGGGCAACCCACUCGUCAAUGUAGCUUGUUCCCUAACAUCGCUGGCGCUGAUUACCGUCCUGACCAAAGAAGGAGCGGUACAGGCGGGCAUGUUCUCGUACAACAAAGUUUGGCAGGUGUUGAAGAUGGUCAUCAUGGGAUGCACAGCGUCUGCACUUGUCUGUCUUCUGGUACGACCUACGUCAGCUCGCACCGAAUUCCGCGAUACUUUUAUCCAGUCUACCGAUGCCAUGGCUGACAUGCUGAAUGGCAUCACCCGCAGCUUCCUCUCAGGCGCUGAGCAGGACCUCAAGAGUGAAGCCUUUAUCAAGGCCUCGAAUAAAAGUCAGGCGACCUUCAAGACCCUCGUGAAGAACUUGGGUGAGGCUAAAUUUGAGCACUACGUACUCGGAACUGAACAAGAAUACAAGAUCCACGCGAGGCUUGUAAAAUGUCUAGAAACUCUCAUGCAAAGUAUUGGUGGAUUGAGAAGUGCUGCAGAAACGCAGUUCACCUUACUUGCUCAGUCAGAUCCAGGCGAGACGCGGUCGGAGAUCAUGCCUGGCAACGGCACAGUCACAUCGUCUAUCUUCUCAGAGCACACGAUUUCUCAAAGCCCUCCACUAUUCUCUCCGAGCCUCAGCUAUUCAGAGAGGCGUUCAAGUAUCCUCGCGUCCAUUGAUGAACUUCCAGAAGGCUCUGCAGAUGCCUCAGCUUAUGCUUCCCCCGAGGUGUCUGACGAUGAAGAGCCUGGUCAGAAGAGACCAAGUUCGCAGAGAGUCCCAACCGUCUUGCAGGGCAGCCUCACGCCUGCAGAUAUGUUCUCUGUGUUUAUCGCUCAUCUGGGACCGCCUAUGAAAUCACUGGCGUACACUUUAUCUGAGGUUCUUUCGGAGCUACCCUUCGGCCCUGGACCCGAGUACAAUAUGGCAAUCAAUGAACACUUCCGCCAUAGUCUUAUCGAUGCGAAGGUGUUGUUUGCCAAUGCUAGACGAGACGCCCUAACAGCUGUCUACAAGAACAAAGUACCUACGCGAACGAGCACUGCAGCCGUAGCUGCAGACUAUGAGGAAGUCGCUGCAAGCUGUGGGUACUUCAGUCUGUCUUUACAUGACUUUGCGGAAGAUAUGGUCGCCUUCCUAGACAUUCUCGAAGAGCUGAAGGCCAAUGUCAACCGUUACCCACGACGGAGGACUUAUCAUUGGCUGAAGUUUUGGCAAAGAGGGCGUCGCAGUAAGCAGCCAGGAGGUGAUGACUCUGAGGACGCAUUUCUCAUUGAUCAAGGAGAAACCCAAACACCUGGUGGCUCACACGAAAUCCACAAUCCCAUCUACCGUAAAUCCACCAGAGGCGAUCCAUAUCGAUCAGAGAAUGAUCAGCCGCUAUCAUAUCGCAUAUGGGUGUCGUUGGCCGUGUUCAGGCGGGACGAUUUGAAGUUUGCAGUCAAGGUCGGUAUCGGUGCAAUCCUCUACGCCAUGUGGUCUUUCAUCGAACCUACAAGGGCCCUAUACAGUCUCUGGAGAGGUGAAUGGGGGCUUUUGUCGUACAUGUUGGUGUGCUCGAUGACAAUCGGCGCUAGCAACACAACAGGGUUUCAGCGUUUCGCCGGUACAUGCCUUGGCGCGGUCUUCGCGAUUGCUGCAUGGAUUGCCGCUGACGACCACGCGUUGCUCCUCGGAUUUUUUGGCUGGCUCGUCUCGCUCUUCUGCUUCUACAUCAUUGUUGGCAAGGGGAAGGGUCCUAUGGGGCGCUUCAUUCUACUCACGUACAACCUUUCCGCCCUCUACGCCUACUCACUCUCUGUCAAAGAUGACGACGAUGACGACGACGAAGGUGGCAUCUCACCUGAGAUCUGGGAGAUCGUGCUACAUCGUGUUGUAGCCGUCAUGGUUGGUUGUUUAUGGGGAGUGAUAGUAACUCGACUGAUUUGGCCGAUAUCAGCACGUCGUAAGGUCAAGAAAGGAACCUCGUUAUUGUGGCUGAAGAUGGGUCUUAUCUGGAAGCGCGGGCCUCUAAAGACACUGCUCGAGUCGUACGAGAACAGUGCUGGACGACAACAUUCAUUCAUGAGUGAACGUGAAGAACUCGAGUUGCGUCGCUUUCUCGGCCAUUUGGAGACAUUGCGCGCUUCAGCUGCGGCGGAAUUUGAGCUCAGAGGACCGUUCCCAGAUAAGAGCUUCAAGGUCAUACUGGGUGCAACGAGUCGGAUCCUUGACAGCUUUCAUGCGAUGAAUGUCAUCAUUUUGAAAGACUCUGAACAGUCUGAAGGUGAGAAAGAAGCCCUUCGAUAUACGAAGAAGGAGUGGACAGAGUUGAGUUGGCGCAUCAGUCACUUGUUCUCAGUCAUGGCCUCAUCCAUGAAACUAGCAUACCCACUUAACGAUGUAUUGCCAAACGUGGAGCAUACGCGAGACCGAUUGCUUGCAAAGGUGUUCGAGUUCCGGCAAACAGGGCUCGGUAGGGUCGUCGCCAAGGAUGAAGACUACGAGCUCUUGUACGCUUAUGCAUUGGUGACGGCACAGUUGGCCCAGGAUCUGGGUCUGAUUGGGCAGGAGAUCGAGAAGUUGUACGGUGUUCUGAGUGAAGAGGAUUUGAAGUUACAAUAA